Thermothielavioides terrestris NRRL 8126 is the source of this 731-nucleotide messenger RNA. RefSeq lists its product as uncharacterized. The coding region runs from base 137 to 475 and encodes 112 amino acids. NCBI's taxonomy places the organism in Eukaryota, Fungi, Ascomycota, Sordariomycetes, Sordariales, Chaetomiaceae. The transcript is spliced from 4 exons. The record is from RefSeq and is a predicted model, not a curated record.
GCCCUUCAAUGCAACAUGGCACGAUGACAUAACCUUAAAGGGGCGACUUCGUGAAGAAGGAUCGCCAAGUUCAUCUUCCUUUCUGUGUCUCUCCGUCACCUGGAUUCACGCAAGUAUCCUGCCACAUCUGCCAGACAUGUCGUACCAAGGCCACUCCAACGUCGGCUUCCCGAGCCUCUACGAGUCCCAGAACCAGCGCAACGUCAAGCAGUCCGAGGUCGACGAGCUGACCAGGCACACGGGGGAGAAUGUCAAGGGGUUUAUGCCGAAGGGUCAAGCGCGGGAAGUGAAUCGUCUGCAUGAGCAGGAAGUGCAUCGUCACCAAGCCGAAAACAUGAAGAAGGAUCCCACCCUCGCCGCCAGAUUGCACGGUAACAAGCCGGCUAAGGGCGCUAUGAUCGACAAGGAGCUGCAGGAGGAGGACGAGGCGCAGCUGAGGAAGAAGGGGGAUGCCGUGACGGGGAAGAAGAUGUAAUCAUAUGUUCUUGAGGGCGGGAGAGUGAGGGAAUUUGUUGGGAAGGGGGGAGUGUUGUUGGCUGGUAUUUACCCACCCAAGUCGGCUCUGUUCAGUCGAGUUAGGAGCUAGCAUCGCUGCGAGCAAUUUGCAGUUUGCUUGUCACUGGUUUGGCUUCGGUUGUUCUUUGCGAAGUGUGGAUUCGGGGCAUGGGAGUUUUCCGUCGCCAUUUUCCAAAUGUUGUUCCUCAUCUGCUCGUUCCUGCUCCUGAAGACGG